GUUGUUUGGUGGGUUAGGUAAGCAGUUUUGACGUGAAGUCAUUCUUUACGACCCAGACCCCGCCCUCCCGCGGCGGGUGUCAACCGCAGGGUUCAGGAGUUCUUUCAGAUAUCAGUCGUCAGGUUCCCCCGAGGAGGUGUCUCUGUUCUCCUCUCUGUGUUCAGUGUUUGCUCCAGGUGGACCUCUUCUUCCAGGAUGUCUCCGUCCACGUCCCCCCGCUUCUUCACGGAGAGGGAGGUGGCCCGCCACUGCUCCAAGGACUCCUGCUGGGUGCUGCUGGGGACCCGGGUGUAUGACGUGACCGCCUUCCUGCGGAUGCACCCGGGCGGGGAGGCGCUGAUACGCAGCCGCUCUGGGAAAGACAUAAGCCGGGUGAUGGAGGGUCCCCCGCACCGGCACUCGGAGAACGCGCGGCGGUGGAUGGAGCAGUACUACAUCGGGGAGCUGGACAGGGAAAGCGGCGCGCAUGAGGCACAGGUUCUGAGGGAGAGGAGGACAGCCACCGAACAGACAGAUGAGAAAACGGCGCAAAAAGUGAAGACGGUGGACAAAGAGGACGAGAUUUCCCCUUUCAGCAAAUGCAGUCCUGUGGACCUGGACAAGGAUUUGGUCGACUGGCGGAAACCUCUGGCGUGGCAGGUGGGUCACCUGGGAGAAAAAUACGACGCGUGGGUGCAUCAGCCUGUGGACAGACCUAUCAGACUGUUUGGAAAUCCACUGCUGGAGGCCGGGACCAAAACCUCCUGGUACUGGGUCCCGGUGGUGUGGCUCCCGAUUGUGUUCUAUGUCAGCUGGCAUUGCUACACCACGAUGGCACAGGGCACCUCCAGCGUGCACAUAACUUCAGACUUCUCCAUCCCCAUCCAUAAGUACUCGUUCCCCGUGUUCUUCUUGAUGGGCUGGUUCUUGUGGUCGUUCAUCGAAUACUGCAUCCAUCGCUUCGUCUUCCACAUGAAACCGCCAGCUCACAAUUACUACCUCAUCACGCUACACUUUCUCCUGCACGGACAGCAUCACAAGUCUCCAUUCGACGGCGCUCGGCUCGUCUUCCCCCCCGGCCUGGCCUCUAUAGUGGUUGGGGUGUUCUACAUGACCCUCCACCAGUUGCUUCCAGACAUCAUCGGCUUGUCCGUGUUUGUUGGAGGUCUGUGCGGCUACGUGGUGUACGACAUGAUCCACUACUACCUUCACUACGGCUCUCCGAAGAAAGGCUCAUACCUGUACGACCUGAAGGCGUACCACGUCAAACACCACUUUGAGCACCAGCGAUCAGGAUUUGGAAUUACCACCACAUUCUGGGACCAUCCCUUUAAUACAGUCAUCCCCGAUGAGAAGUUUUAAUGUACAAAAGGGCUCUCUCUGAAAGAGCCACAGGACCUGUCAACGACCCUCUUCACAAUGCAGACACCCCACCAGCACCACUUUAACUCAUCCAUCCUCACAUCAACCAGCAGCUCGUUCUCCUCCAGCUUCCAACGUUAACUCACUGUCAUCAUUUCUGUACAGCUUUGCUUCAAUGAGCCCCCCAGUAAGAGUACCCUGUCUGCGUGGAGCAGAGGAAGAUUGGGACAAACUGAAUCUUUUUGAUUGUUUUCAUAAAAAUCUAACAGCAGAUGCACGCAGGCAAGGAAGUGAUAGAUGGCAGGAGGAUGUGGAAGACUGUCUGAGAAAGUGACCAAGGAGUCGGAUUGUCAGAAAGCCCCCAAACAUCUCGCCAGAGGAACCCAACUCAAGAAAGAGUUACUCCAAUUUGCUCCGCCCUUCUGCAGGUUUUCAGAGCUCUCCGGCUGCUGCAGACGUUUUCACUUUUCUAUAGUUUCAUUUUCCCGUGAACACAAGUUUGGAUUCAAACAUUUGUAUGAGAUUCAAUCCAGAGUAAAGCUUUAACUUAUUGAACACGAGCAUCUCUGCAGCAGUGUGGUUUCACUGUGGAUACGUAAAGCCGAGCUCCGAAUGUUUGAUUCCAGUGUGCACAUUUAUUUCUCUCUGUUCAAAUAUCUGAUGUAUUUUGUUUUCCUCCCCUUCUUCUAUGACUCAGAAAAUGUGUAAAAACAAAAAAUAUAUAUACAUUUAAAAUACUUUGUACAGAAAGGGAGUCGCUUUGACUGCACCAGCUUUAUGUUGUGACUGUGUCGGUGAAUGGAUGCUGUAUGAGUGGAUUUGAAUGGAUGUUGUCAUGGCGAUGGAGAGGCAGAGCUGAACGUAUGAAGCCAGGCAGGUCAGACAUCCUGCUGAUGGGGGGGUCUGAGGGACAAAGAUCUUAUCCAAAUUUUAGUGUAAGAACAUCAAUUUGUUGAGACCACUUGUGUCGGAAGUGCACCUUUUUUUUUAAAAAGAAAUGAAUGUGAUACUUUCAGAAGCACUAGAGACACCUAGUGGCCGUCAAUUGUACUGACACUCUUCUUCACGUUGAAUAAAUCUGUGCCGGAUUUUCCUAACAUUCGCAUCUUUGUCCUGGUCUUUGGCCCCCACACUUCCCUACAGAGGAUGACGAUUUAAACAUUUGACUCGACGGCAGGACGUCUUGGCAAAAACUGGCGGAUCUUCAGCAUGCCUCCUCCAAACGCCUGACAUGAGAGUGAUACAAGAAGCAGAACAAAAUAAGAUGAAACCUUUGUCGCACAGAUAACAAAAGUACGGUGGAGGUUUCAGUGAAACGGUCUACGAGAAAAGUCAUUUAAAAAGAAAACACACACCUUUUUUUGCUUCCUUUUUCAAGAAUUUGUUGAUUCGGAAAAAAAUGUUCAAGAAUGUGGAGGUGGGACUUUACUCCAGAGGUCCAAAACUACCCCCCCAAACCAACAAAUUUUACUCAAGAACUGCAUUGAAAACUCAGAUUAUUAAAUUCAAUAAUUCAAAGAAAUGCAUGUAAUUGGAGUUAAACAUUGUUUUGCAUGCUCAUAUAUUACUACUUUUUUAUUCAUAGGAUGUUUUAGCCAUUCAGACCUAACGUUUAACUACAACCAAAUGAUCAUUUUUCUUCUCCUAAUUUGUAAAAAAGAAAAAGAAAAAUUGGAUUAAAAAGGCCUGUGCGUUUUUUUUUAAAUGACUGCAUUAAAAAAGAAGAAAAAAACACUUUUUAUUGACUUUUAUAACUUUAAAAAUGAUCCCUGCUUGUCAAUUUCCACAAUUUCAUCCAGAUUUGGUGCAGCAACAACAAUGAGAUGGUACUGCUGAAGUGAAAGAGGGUCUGCUGGGAGACGUUUUUACCUGGUUGGCUUUAAGGGAUGAGCUCGAACUGAUUCAGCACCUAAAUGUGUCAUGUCAUCUCCAGAUAACCUUAGAUUCAAACUCAAACCGCUACAUGAUGCUGCUCACAAGUGAUGAUAGAAACAAAUGUUUCAGGUUCUCAAAAGAAGGAUUUUGUUUCUCACAGAGAUGUCUCUCUUUUAAAGAACCUAUAAAUAUAUUUUUUGUAAUAUUUGUAAUGAUUUUGAAAGAAGUUAUGAGGAAACUAAUAAGAAGUGUACUAAUAUGAGCUGAUUGUGACAUAGUUCCAUCUUUUCAAGAAUAAUACCUGCAGAUUCUAUUUAUGUAUAUUUAUGUGAUAAAGAUGAAAACAGCAGCUUGUAAGAUUUGAUUUUUCACACUUCCACUUUUGUGCUGAAAGAUACUGAAUAGAAUAUUAUUUUUCAUCAAUCUGUUUCCUUUUAUGUCUAAAGUUUUAUUUUGGAAUUUUAAUUUUUUGUGCAAAUACAAAAGCUGUUUGUAAAUAAAAGUCUGUAUGUUUCUGAUGA
This is a messenger RNA of Oryzias latipes (Japanese medaka), 3737 nucleotides long. It is a transcript of the gene fa2h, whose product is annotated as fatty acid 2-hydroxylase. Gene Ontology annotation, biological process: fatty acid metabolic process; lipid biosynthetic process. Lineage: Eukaryota; Metazoa; Chordata; Actinopteri; Beloniformes; Adrianichthyidae. Gene Ontology annotation, molecular function: fatty acid 2-hydroxylase activity; iron ion binding; heme binding. Gene Ontology annotation, cellular component: endoplasmic reticulum; membrane. The record is from RefSeq and is a predicted model, not a curated record.